AGACUUUGGGGGGGGGACCCUUCUCGGACAUACGUGAGAAUGGCAUAUAGCAGCAUUAUGUUCAUGCCAAGAGCCCUGGAAAACAUCUAGCUCUUGGCUUGUUCUGUGUUUCCUUUCUUCUCUCCAAUUUUUCAUUUCCUGCCUUGCUUUUCUGUAACACAUUCUUGCUCCCCCCCCCUUCCCCUCCCAAUCCUGCGACUUCUCUUUGGGCUAUAAAUCCGGGAUUUACACAUCAUGUCUGUCCCUUAUCUUGGGGUAUGUUAGUGGGCAGGCAGCAGUGUGGGUGGGAGGUGUAUAGCUAAAGGCCUGCAAAGGAGACUGAAAGAGGCAGCUUCAAAAGAAAACAGAAAGUCCUAUACAGAGAGCAACAGGAGUGACAGCUCAGGAACCACAGAACAACAUGAAGCUUUCUCAGGCUUCCUCAUUUUUGCCCAUCUCUCUGUUCCUCCUUUUACUUCUUCAGCUGCCAACAUUGCAAGGACAGGCCAUCAACUCAGCUCAGCAAUCUCAACCCUGCGGAGAAGAUUCCUUUCCACUUGACUGUGAGGACAUAUACGAUCAAGGUUCAGAGACAGAUGGCGUGUACCUUAUCUAUCCAGCAGGACCCAGUGUCCCUGUCCCCGUGUACUGUGACAUGACCACUGAUGAUGGAAAGUGGACGGUUUUCCAGAAACGCUUCAAUGGGUCAAUCAGUUUCUUUCGGGGAUGGAAUGACUACAAGUUUGGCUUUGGCAAAGCAGAUGGCGAAUAUUGGCUGGGACUGCAAAAUAUCCACCUUCUCACCCUGAAGCAGAAGUAUGAGCUACGUGUGGAAAUGGAUGACUUUGAUAAUAAUACCGCCUUUGCCAAAUAUGCUGACUUCUCCCUUUCCCCAAAUGCAAUCAGUGCAGAAGAGGAUGGCUACACACUCCAUGUAUCUGGGUUUACUGAUGGAGGGGCAGGUGAUUCAUUGUCCUAUCACAGUGGCCAGAAGUUCUCCACAUUUGACCGUGACCAAGAUCUCUAUGUGCAGAACUGUGCAGCUCUGUCAUCAGGUGCCUGGUGGUUCAAGAGCUGCCAUUUUUCCAACCUCAAUGGCUUCUACCUUGGUGGACCACAUCUGUCUUAUGCCAAUGGCAUUAACUGGUACCAGUGGAAAGGCUUCUACUAUUCCCUCAAGAGAAGUGAGAUGAAAAUACGUCGUGUUUGAGAGCCAAGGCAGCUAGUGGCUUUUCCCAUUCUUCUACUCUAGAGGCCACUUGGAUCUUCAUGUAGACUGAAUUCCCAAUUAUUAAUGUAUUUCAUUACUCUGUUUUCCUACCUUUAGCAUGCAGCCUGCACCAAAUUAUUCCUCAGAGAACACAACUCUCAAUAAAGAUACCCAUUUCUCA
Messenger RNA from Thamnophis elegans (Western terrestrial garter snake), 1370 nucleotides. It is a transcript of the gene MFAP4, whose product is annotated as microfibril associated protein 4. NCBI's taxonomy places the organism in Eukaryota, Metazoa, Chordata, Lepidosauria, Squamata, Natricidae. The transcript has 6 exons. The coding region runs from base 401 to 1189 and encodes 262 amino acids. Gene Ontology annotation, biological process: elastic fiber assembly. The record is from RefSeq and is a predicted model, not a curated record.